This is a messenger RNA of Erinaceus europaeus (western European hedgehog), 1490 nucleotides long. RefSeq names its product large ribosomal subunit protein eL39-like. The transcript has a single exon. Gene Ontology annotation, cellular component: cytosolic large ribosomal subunit; ribosome. Bases 3 to 185 code for a protein of 60 amino acids. The record is from RefSeq and is a predicted model, not a curated record. Gene Ontology annotation, biological process: translation. Gene Ontology annotation, molecular function: structural constituent of ribosome. NCBI's taxonomy places the organism in Eukaryota, Metazoa, Chordata, Mammalia, Eulipotyphla, Erinaceidae.
UCAUGGUGGCGGACGGACUUGUCCUCGCCAUGUCUUCCCACAAGACUUUCAGAAUCAAGUGCUUCCUGGCUAAGAAACAAAAGCAGAACCGUCAUAUUCCUCAGUGGAUUCGAAUGAAAACUGGUAAUAAGAUCAGGUCCAACUCCAAGAGGAGACACUGGAGAAGAACAAAGCUGGAUCUAUAAGGAUUCCUCUAAGAUGCACACGUGUUUAUGCUGGGAUAGACUGCUAGUAUUUUGAGCGAAGCACUGUUGUCUUACACACUUGAUUAGGACCCCGCUUGGCCUUGUAUCUCUUCCUGUUACCUGACUCAGUAAUAAUAAAUAUGUGAGCUAUUUGAAAAAAAAAAAAAAUAUAUAUAUAUAUAUGAAACUGAGACUGGUGCCUGUCCCACCAGGACAGACAGAAGAACUGCCUGGCAUAUAUAUGAAGUUAAGAGAGAAAGGUGAACACUUGAGAUUGGGACUGAUUACUGAGCUCCAACUAUAGAGUUAACUGAGACAUGAUUCCUAUCCUUAGAAAGCUCACACCAUAGCCAACAAGGCAGCCAUACUGUCUGUGCCACAAAUGAGACAAGCACCAAACUCUCUGAAUGCUGGAAGCUACCCCCAACUAGCUGGGCCUGGCAUGGGGGAAGGAUCUGAGAGAGGACUGAGGAGAUGUGGAGUAUUACAGCAUGAAAGGAUGCUAUAAACAGACCAAACUUUUUUGACUUGAAAUUUUGCCUUUUUUUUUUUUUUUUUUGCCUCCAGGGUUAUCAGUGGGGCUCAGUGCCUGUGCAGUCAUCUCUUCCAUUUUGUUGUUGUUGGAUAGGACAAAGAGAAAUUGAGAGGGGAGAGGAAGACGGGGGGUGGGGAAUAGACACCUGCAGGCCUGCUUCACCACUUGCAAAGUGACCACCUUGCAGGUAGGGAGCCAGAGGCUUGAACCUGGAUCCUUAAGCAGGUCCUUGCACUUCAUACUAUAUGUACUUAACCUAGCACACUACCUAGUGUGCUGCUUCCUGGCCCCCGGAAAUCUUGCCUUCUAAUCACAAACUCCCUGGCCCUCAGGAAGGGGCUGGUACAUUCCAAGCACUCUGAAGGAUAUUAUCUCCAAAGUCAUAUGAGCUCAACUUUGAAUGGGUCUUUUUCUGUCUCUUUCUCUCUCUCUCUCUCUCUCUCUCUCACUAUAACCUGUUUUCAUAGAAACUGCUCACUGGGUGGGGAAGAUAGCAUAACGGUUGUGCAAAGAAACUCUUAUGCCUUAGGAUUCAAAGUCCCAGGUUCAAUCCCCUGCACCACCAUAAACCUGAGCUGCUCAUUGGUAGUAAAAAAAAAAAAAAAAUGCUCACUAUGGAGGGAAUUUUUGCACACGAAGCUUCUGUAGCUAUCAAGGAAGUAAACUGAAAGGCAGGAAAGCCCCAAACUUCCCUCUACCUCUGUCUUUGCCAGAGUCAGCUUCAGAUUCAGUUUAGGAUAUCCCCCCCCAAAGUCAGAAAGGAAAGGAAA